CUGGCUGGACCAAACCGAACAAGUGUAACUUGAAACUAGUGUAAAGUGCAACCAUUUUGUUAUAAAAAUCGUAAAUAAUAUAUAAAUGAUGGCGUGCGGGACAGAAUGCCUGUCUCUGGGCCCCCCGCCGGAUUCGAUCCUGCACAUGCCGCCGCCGCCGCUGCCGGCGUUCCUGGCCAACGCUGCCAACCUGACGCCGCCCUGCCGCGCCUCCAAGUGUCCCCCGCUGCAGAAUAACGAGGACAACGCACUGUUCCCAGGAGUAGAGUACCACGAACUGCCACGGCAUGAGCCGGCCGGCAGUGAUGACACAUGGUUCUUGGUGGUGAUCACGUGCUGCAUCGCAGUACUCUGCAUAGCUGCACUUCUUGCGCUGUUCUUGCUCAAAUGCAGAGAGUAUUUCCUUUAUACCAGGGCUCGAGGAGGCUGCAAAGGGAGCUCUGGGAAAGCAGGCGGCUCCAACGCUCUUUAUGGCGGCGCCGCUCUCGACUCCCGCGUCCUAUGGGCGGCCCUGACCCCACGAGGGACGCGGCACUUCAUCGCGGACACGUACCCGCACGACGAGACCGAGGACCACCACUACGAGUGCGUGGAGCCACCUCUCUACAAGCUGGGCCCUCCCGACGAUCUGGCCAUAACCCGCCACUUUAACGUAGAGUACGAAGACCCUGCGCCCCUGAUCGAGAACUACAGUGAUCGUACUGAAGAGUACUUCAGAAAUGGAAUGGACACUCUACGGAGGACUCGGCCUCUCGUCUCCUCGCCGACGAGGAUCGAACGCCCGAAUCUGCCGCCUCUGAACCUUCAACCGCGUACUCUUCGCAGGGCACCUCACUCCCGGCGAGUGAGCGACGCCAACAAUCCCGAGAAGUCGGCCAUCUGAACCGAGAAUGGCGCGGUCUUUUCCGUCGCCGACUCAACCGAUAUCGAUUACGAUUGGACGUCUCGCGAGAACUCGAACGUCGAUCGUCUCGUUUGAGGACCACUGUCCCCUCGUGAUCCCCGCUCAAAUGUCCACGGAACGCUUGUCUUGACAUUUUAGCUAUAGAUGUAGUUCGUACAUAUCUGUGUCAAGUCAAAUUUACAACGAUACCUUAACUCUCAGUCCAGUACCCUGUAAUGAUAAUUUUAAAAGUUUGUGUCACUAAAAAGAGAGGAAUUAAGGGUAGUCGAAUAUGAAGCAAUAUGAUCUAAGUAGAUAUAUCAUAGGUGGGUACAUACCUACCUGUCGACUGACGUUUUUCGUGGACAAGACUCUUUCAGUAUAGCUUUACAAUGCAUCGUCGUAUAGUACUUAAUCUGAGUCUAAGUUAAAUUGAAAUUUUGUAAAAAAAAUUACGUACCUUGUAUGUAUAAUUCUCCUAGAUUUGUAUCUAGGAAAACAAAUCUCAAUUGUACAAAAAUUUUAAAGAACUUAGGUACCUACUUUUGUGUGAUUACAUUAUUUUAUUAAAUUUAGACUCGGAGUAUUCACAAAUAACAGCAUUUGAAAAUUAGUUUUAUUCAAUAUUAACUUGUAAGCCAAAUUAUUAGUUGUGUAAAUAUCACUUAUUUUAUUUUAUUUAUUUUAUUUUAGUCGCAUUGUGCAAUAUAAUCUAUCUAUCUAGAUCUCAGAUGUAGAAAUAGACCGAACAAAUAUCAAGGUAUCUAAGUCUAGUCUUUAAAUACUUACAAUAUUUUUAAUACGUAAAAAUCCAGUCUAGUCAUUUAAUAUUUUAAUAGAGCCUGUACCUAAAGAAUUCGAUGUCUAUAUUAAACUUAUGCAAGUGUCUAACUAUUGUCUUAACUCUUUUUCUCUUAAAAACUGUAUCCGUAAUAAUAUCAAUGAUUUGAAAAAUAAAUCAUUUUUUGUACCCAUGAAUGAAUAAAUCAGUAUUAAUUUAUUACAGU
Messenger RNA from Galleria mellonella (greater wax moth), 1890 nucleotides. RefSeq lists its product as uncharacterized. Bases 86 to 883 code for a protein of 265 amino acids. Lineage: Eukaryota; Metazoa; Arthropoda; Insecta; Lepidoptera; Pyralidae. The transcript has 4 exons. The record is from RefSeq and is a predicted model, not a curated record.